UUCCACGCUUUCUUGCUCCCUUGCUUGCGUCUCCUCACUCGGCAGCAGACACGCACAACACAACACCGUCGGCAUACACACACCCACAUGCGCGCACACACAACACACACGCAUUCUAAGCGGCAUCCUCAACACAAAAUCAGACGCCCUUGGACUGCAGUGGGGGAGGAUGCGUGUGUGCUCCUGGGAGGCGUUUGCUGAGACGGGUGUGGUCUUGCUAGCCGUCCUCAUGCUGAUGAUGUCCAUGGGACGCCUCACCACCACAGCUAAUACGCCACUGCAGGAGGAAGGCAGCGUGGCCUCCAACAGUCUGGAGGAACUCCAGGUGAUGGCGUUCUGGUGGGGCGAGUGGGCCAAGUGGACAGCAUGCACACGCACUUGCGGUGGAGGUGUAAAGUCACAAGAGAGACACUGCCUAAAGCAGAGAAAGAAAAUUGCUGCUUUCAAGGACAAUAUGACGUGUUCGGGAACCUCCAAAAGAUACCACCUAUGCAAUGCACAAGACUGUCCAGCCAGUGGUCGAAGCUUCCGGGAGGAGCAGUGCUGGUCUUUCAACUCGCAACUUUACAAUGGCCACAGCUACCAGUGGAAACCUCUGUAUCCGGACGACUAUGUGCACAUCUCCAGUAACCCUUGUGACCUCCAUUGCACUACCGCUGAUGGCCAGCGGCAGCUGAUGGUGGCGGCUCGCGAUGGCACGUCCUGCAAGUACAGCAGCUACCGUGGUGUCUGCGUGGACGGUAAGUGUGAGCCAAUAGGAUGUGAUGGCGUUCUCUUCUCAUCGAACACACUGGACAAAUGCGGAGUCUGCCAGGGCGACGGCAGCAGCUGCAGCAGAGUGACUGGAAACUUCCGCCGAGGGGCCACUACGCUUGGCUACGCCUUCAUCACGCAAAUCCCUGAAGGAUCAUGGGACAUCCAGGUCAUUGAGAGGAAAAAGUCAGCUGAUGUUCUCGCCGUAACUGACCAGGCGGGAAACUUCUUUUUCAACGGCGCCUACAAGGUGGACAGCCCUCAGAACUUCCACGUGGCGGGCACCGUCUUCAAGUACCGCCGCCCCAUGGAUGUCUACGAGACGGGCAUUGAGUACAUCGUUGCUAAAGGGCCACUGGACCAGCCUGUCAACAUCCUGGUGUUGAAUCAGAAUGGUCGCACACCAUACAUCACAUAUGAGUACACGGUUCUGAGAGACUCCCUACCGCCUGUGCCGCCGCCUCCUGUCUACACGGGCGCCGACAGCUCAGUGGAGGCCGGGCCACUGCCCGCGCCCAAUGCUAGCCGCUACCAGCAGAAUCCUAUAGGGGGGCCUAUGGAGGGGCCGGGGGAUGCCGUUCAGCAGGAGACCAACGAGGUCUACGAGGAGACUGCACACAUACACUGUGAUACGAACACACACUACACAGAGGGCAACAGUAGCCAUACAGUAAGCACGGUUAACCCAAUCCCCGCCGGCAUGCCCUUGGACCCUGAGGCAGAUGCCCCCAACCUCAUUUGGAGGGUUUUACUGGAAGGACGCGUGGGCACAGAUGAGCUGCUCAUCAACAUUUCAACCAAUCAACUCCUGGAGAUGGAAGAAGACAGUUUAUUUUUGGCAGAGGAGGAACCUGGCGGCCCUGAGGCCGACCGACCCCCCGGACUUAACCAGACCCUGGAGUUUACGCUUGGACGCAAACGAAACAGCAGCAGCGCAGACGUUUUCUACCACAACAAGACGCUGUAUGCAACAGGCAGGGCAAGCAACCGCUCGAACAAAACCAGAGGGGGUUCAAGGCUCUACCAGAAAAACCUGAAGUUGAGUCCAGCCGACAUGUACCGCUGGAAGCUUUCCUCGCAGGAACCCUGCAGCAUGACCUGUUCCAUUGGCGUGUCCAAAUCCUUUGUCACAUGCAUCCGCUAUGAUGGCGUGGAAGUGCACGAUAUGUACUGCGAUGCUUUGACCCGACCGGAACCAGUUCAUGACUUCUGCAUCGGACGGGAGUGUCAGCCCAGGUGGGAGGCCAGCAGCUGGAGUGAAUGCUCCCAGACCUGUGGCGAGGGUUUCCAGUUCCGGCAGGUCCGAUGCUGGAAGAUGCUCUCGCCUGGCCUAGAUAGCUCUGUCUACAGUGACCUGUGCACCAUGGCUGACCUGGAGAGACCAAUGGAGAGGCGGGCCUGCAAAAGCCCCGCAUGCGGUCCCCAGUGGGAGGUGGCUGAGUGGACAGAGUGUACUGCUAAGUGCGGCCGAAGAGAUCAGGUGACCCGUGACGUCCGCUGCUCUGACGAAAGUCGCCCAUGUGAUCCCAUGACCGAACCGGCCGGUGUCAAGAACUGCACAGGCCCGCCUUGUGAACGCCAUUGGACCGUGUCCGAGUGGGGGCCUUGCUCGGGCCCAUGCCCACAUGGGAGGAUGGUGCGUCAUGUGUACUGCAAAGCUCCGGAGGGCCGCGUGGUGGCUGAGGACCAAUGCCCCGAGGAAGAAAAGCCGCUCUCUGUACAGCCUUGUGGGGAGAGGGACUGCCCUGCCCACUGGCUGAGUCAAGACUGGGAAAAGUGCAACACCACAUGCGGCCGCGGCAUCAAGCGAAGGUUUGUCCAGUGCGUGGGCAUCAGUGGUGGCAAGUUCCUGAUUUUAGACGAAGAAGCAUGCAGUGCUGAUGAGAGGCCUGAAGACGAGAGCACCUGUUUCGAGCGGCCGUGCUUUAAGUGGUACACAACACCGUGGUCCGAGUGCACCAAGACUUGUGGCGUAGGCGUGAGGAUGCGCGAUGUCAAGUGCUACCAGGACCGCGAGCUGGUGAGAGGCUGUGACCCUCUCACCAAGCCCGUGUCCAAGCAGACAUGCAGUCUACAGCCAUGUCCCACUGAGCCACCAGAUGAGAGCUGCCAAGACCGGCCCACCACCAACUGUCUCCUUGCUCUUAAAGUCAACCUGUGCAGUCACUGGUACUACAGCAAGGCCUGCUGCCACUCCUGCCGGGCUGUGCGAGCCACCGCAUCCUAAAGCUCCCCAUCCCCUCACCUUGCCUCCCCCAAAAUUGUGCACAUGGAUUUUGUUCAUCAGGUAGCCUGAGUGCAACGUUUACAUUCACAAAAGACAAGUCAACAGACAAGAAAAGGUUACACGCGCUUGCUGACUGUCGAGCUUCCUCAUGCCGGUCUCCAACAUUUUCCUCUUUUCGCAUCAGUUGCUCUUCCCCCACACCAUUCUUAUUCUCUCCCUUCCAUCGACUUUCACUCUCACUUACUUGUCAUCAGUCUUGCUCUUUUUAAACAUUCACAUGUAUCUUCUUUCUUUCUUCUCAUUUAUUGUCCACUUUUCCCAUGUCCUUCUCACUCUCUCUCCCUUUCUCUCGCUCUUUUUUCCAUCCUUAACUCUUAAAUUGUAUUUUCUGCCAUCCUUCACUCUUUGUACAGGAUGACUGAAAAGUCACUAUACUUUAAAAAAAUAAAUCUUUAAAAUUACACAGGAUACAGAGUUUAUUCAUACUUGUAGCAUCAUCAAAUCAGCCACUUAUGGACUCAAGCUUCCCUUACAUUUUGCAGAAUCUUUUCCCCAAUUUCGCGGAACUCAUUCAAUUCCCCUCAAAGGAGCGAGGCCAGGGGUCAGCAACCUUUAACACUCAGAGCCAUUUUGGCCACCGAAAAGACAACACAGGAAGCCCCACACACGUUUUUUCUAUCUGAAAUGAAGAUGUUAUACCAGGGGUCGGGAACCUUUUUGAAUGGGAGAGAGGAAAAAAAGUCAGAUAAUUUCUAUAUACAGGUAGUCCCUGGGUUAUGAACUCGUUCUGUUCCUACGCUGGCGACGUAACCCGAAUUUCCAUGUAAAUUGGAAUUAACCCUUUAAGUACCAGUGUUGGGAAUAACGCCGUUAUAUUAUACUAUAUACUAUAUAUUUUUCAGUAACAGAGUAAUCUAAUUAAUUACUUUUCUCAUCUUGGCAAUGCUGUUACCGCCACUGAGGCGGGAAAGGCGUGCGUCACUAUGCGUUACUAUGUUGGUUGACUGACGCGAGAAAAGUCUGAGAGAGACGGACUCACAGAGACGAGAGAGCAGAGCAGGAGUGGGGAGGAGGCAAGGGAGUUGGGACGCCGUUGCAAACGCGACGCUACUAUGCUAGGUGGCUCCAAUAAUACCUGACUGUAGCCGAUAGCCUACAAACUACGUCCACAUGAUGCUACGGUAGAUAUCAACUAUAUACAGAACUAGAUGCAAAUGACAGACACGGCGGCAUUAGCAACAUAUACAGUAUAAUAAAGAACUAGAUGCAUUAGUAAACAGCCGCCAUCUUAAAGCAGUAGACUUCUCAUGAAGGCUCUGUUGUAGAGAACCUUCCUAGCGAACCUAAGUCACUUUUAUCUAAAAUGCUACUAAAUCGGAAAAAUUAAACUUAAAUCUAUCUUUAAAUGAUGAAACAGUUUUAAAACUUACACAUGUCGAAAAUAGACAGAAGGGAACUAAUGCAAUAUGGGAGCAAUUUUAACAACUUUAACAGUUGAUUCCCAACAUUAAAUGACUUCCACUCAUAGCAAAGGCUAUUAUCUAGUUAUCGCAACAUCUGCAAUACCCUUGUGUAUAGUUAAGUUUAGGGUAAAGAAUGUAAAGAAAAGUAAUUUGUAAAUGUGAUUAAUUACAUUUUUAUAGUAGGAUUCCCAGCACUGUUAAUACCCACAAAUACCCCCUAAAUCUCAAAAUAACUAUUCAAAAACAUGUAUUUGGUCAUUUUAAUAAAAUAAAGUAAAACAUAAGAUACUGUGCUUAGACACAGUGAAUGUGAAUAUGACUGUCUUUAUAGGCUGAAUAGUUUUAAUGUGCCACAUGGGAGUUUGGUAUACUCCCACGGUGGUUGUUUACAUGGUUUUGUUUAUUAGUCCUUGUGACUUUUUCCUGUGGGGCUAUAGCAGGGGUCGGCAACCCGUGGCUCCGGAGCUGCAUGUGGCUCUGUUCAAUAUUAAAUAAAUGAAUAUUGUAGCACCUGCGAGAUUCAUCAAUAAAGUUUAACCUUCCUUUAGUAAGCAGAAUAAAUCAGGCUUACUUUCUUUGUAUCCUAGUAAACAGAACAGUUACGCAGGUCAUGAAUUCACCAACUAUUUAUAGUCAUGAUUACAACUCGUAAGGUGUGCCCUCAAAUUGUUAUGCCAUUCACAAGCGCUAAGACUUGAGGAUAAACCUUCUGAGUUGCAACUGUCACUUUACAUAGUUGGUGAAUUAAUGACUUGUGUGAGUGUUCUGUGAAUAGAAGUGUGUAAAAGUGAGCGUUUAUUUUGCUUACUAAAAGGAGACUUAUCUCCUUUACUCAGUACAGAAUAUAUAUAAUAUGUGUGUGUGUCAAAAUGGCUCCUUAAGCAUUUAAGGUUGCCGACACCUGGUCUAUACCAAAAACUAUGCUAAUAAGCCCAGUGACCUGCCAUAGCUUGCUGAAAGAAUCUGCACUGCUCACAGUGAAAUCACUGCUGAAAAAAUGUCAGGGCACCCUGCGUCCAUACGAAGACUAAAAAAUGGAGGCAUAUAUGGAAUGUGGAGGUAUACAGCUGGUCAGCAAGACUUUGAUACAUGAUAGCAAAUUAAGCAAGUAAAACUGCAAUAACUUCUUUGUUGAUUCUUAGAAUAUGAGAAAAUCAGUUUCCUGUGGAAUACUUUUAAAAGUGUAUGGUGACUUUUCAGACAGCCUAUCACUUUUUUUUUUACCCACAAUCUUAAACAAACCUUUAGUUUUGAACCAGAACAAUAAUGAAGGUGUGACUCCUGCUGUCUGGCAGUCAACUUUGUGUGUUUCUCUAGACAAGACCUUCAUCCAUUCAAUUAUUAACUAUUAUUUAACGUUGACAGCAAAUGAAAUAUGCCCGCCAGCGUAUUUAUUUGUCAUCACACAUUUAAAAAUAAUACUUUUAGUUGUUUUUUUCCCGCCACAUCAGCGUGACUGCCUAAUGUUUCUCCAUUGGGUACUAAAGAGACAAAAAACAAACAAACAAACAAACAAAAAAAACAAAGAAUAUGAUGGUGGACAGAGGAGCCGAGAUUCCUGACACUUGAAAAUGUAUUCAGCUGUGUUUAACUUACUGUCUUUGCUAUAAAUAUUAAGAAUACCUCUUUGUACGAUGCGCCACGACGCA
Molecule: messenger RNA, 6092 nt
Organism: Corythoichthys intestinalis (scribbled pipefish)
Lineage: Eukaryota; Metazoa; Chordata; Actinopteri; Syngnathiformes; Syngnathidae
Gene: adamtsl2
Product: ADAMTS-like 2
Exons: 19
Coding region: 170-2980 (936 amino acids)
Biological process (GO): proteolysis; extracellular matrix organization
Cellular component (GO): extracellular matrix
Molecular function (GO): metalloendopeptidase activity
Source: RefSeq, a predicted model, not a curated record